Molecule: messenger RNA, 2914 nt
Organism: Coregonus clupeaformis (lake whitefish)
Lineage: Eukaryota; Metazoa; Chordata; Actinopteri; Salmoniformes; Salmonidae
Product: rho GTPase-activating protein 22
Exons: 10
Coding region: 239-2419 (726 amino acids)
Biological process (GO): activation of GTPase activity; signal transduction
Cellular component (GO): focal adhesion
Molecular function (GO): GTPase activator activity
Source: RefSeq, a predicted model, not a curated record
GAGGAGGAAGGAUCCCUCCCCCUCAGCAUCAGCCCCAGCCCCCUAGCCUGCUGUUGCUGCUGCUGCUGUUGCCUACUGCAGAACGUCAGUGGGAGAGAGGAGAGAAUAGAGGAGAGGCAGCACAGAGGAGAGGAUGGUGUGUUGAGAGAGCGUGACAGAGAACGAGAACGAGAGGGGUGGGGUGCCGAACGGACGGACGGAUGAACAUGCCCAGAGGGGAGAGUGUGGUCUUCCAGCGAUGACAGCCAUGCUGAGUCCCAAGAUUAGACAGACCAGGAGAGCCCGGUCCAAGAGCAUGGUGAUGGGAGAUGUGUCCCGGGGCCCAUGCCGCCCAUCCUCCCCCAGUCUCCAGGAGGGGGCUCUGAAGGCUGGCUGGCUGAAGAAACAGAGGAGCAUCAUGAAGAACUGGCAACUGAGAUGGUUUGUGCUGCGCUCCGACCAGCUUUUCUUCUACAAAGAGGAGGAGGAGACCAAGCCACAGGGCUGCAUACCCCUGCAGGGCUGUCAGGUGAAUGAGCUCACCGCCAACCCAGAAGAACCAGGGAGACAUCUUUUUGAAAUCGUUCCAGGUGGUCCAGGAGGAGAAAAGGACCGUGCUGCUAUCAGUCAUGAGGCCUUUCUACUCAUGGCCAACUCUCAGAGUGACAUGGAUGACUGGGUCAAGGCCAUACGACGGGUCAUCUGGGCACCCUUUGGAGGAGGGAUAUUUGGCCAGCGUUUACAAGACACAGUCCAGUAUGAGAAGAAAUUUGGCCACCGCCUGGCACCUCUUCUGGUGGAGCAAUGUGUGGACUUCAUAAGGGAACGAGGUCUGGAUGAGGAGGGUCUCUUUCGGAUGCCAGGGCAGGCUAACCUGGUAAAGGAUCUACAGGAAGCCUUUGACUGUGGGGAUAAGCCUCUGUUUGACAGUAACACUGACGUCCACACGGUGGCGUCCCUGCUGAAGCUCUACUUCCGUGAACUGCCUGAGCCUGUGGUCCCUUUCUCCAUGUAUGAGGACUUCCUCUCCUGUGCUCAGCUGCUGGCCAAAGACGUGGAGGAGGGUGUACAGGAGCUGGGCAAGCAAGUGAGCAAUCUUCCUCCCGCCAACUACAAUCUCCUGAAGUAUAUAUGCAUGUUUCUUGACGAGGUCCAGUCUCACGCAAACAAAAACAAGAUGAGUGUACAGAACCUGGCCACAGUUUUUGGACCAAAUAUCCUCCGGCCCAAAAUGGAGGACCCAGUGGCUAUUAUGGAAGGGACCUCCCUAGUCCAAAGCCUCAUGACCGUACUGAUCAGUGAACAUAACCGUCUGUACUCGGGGAGGGGGGAGUUGGAGGUCCCUGUUCCCCAGCCAGAGGUGACCCUCCAGGGCCAACAGCUCCAUCAGCACAGCAUCGGUGGCUGGAUCUCCGAGGAGGACCUCCAGAGCUGCCCCACCAACCCCAACGAGGACCUCACCUGCAGCAGCGCCUCUUCUCUGGACGCAAAGCUCUGCGCUGCCACCACCCCUCCACCCAGACUGGCUCCUUCAGGGAAGGGGGAGACGGUGGUCAGCCCCAGCAAGCAGACCAAGAACCCCUCCUGGAAGUACUCCUUCAAGGGUACCUCAACGCCGCGGCCCCCUCCUCAGGCCGACGUCACCACCGUGUCCCCCAGUGGCAACUGGCUGAUGAACGGGCUGUCCUCUCUGAGGAGCCACAGGCGCACCUCCUCGGGGGAGCGUGUCAGGGACUCCACCGGCUUUUCCCAGAGACUGUCCACUUACGACAACGUCACGUCUUCCUCCAGCAUGGGCAGUGUCCCUAGCGUAGCCAGCACGCCUUGGUCCACCUCAUCCUGUGACAUCUCCGCACCCGACUCAGGCAGCGAGCCCUCAGGGCCUAACUGUGGUAACGGGAAGGGUCUAGGGGAGUGCCAAUGGCAGGAGCUAGCCUCACCCCAGGGCCCGGGCCAGGGUCAGAGGGGAGGCCGGGAGGAGGAGAGAGUUGGAGAUAGGGUCUCAGAGCAGGAGCAGGACAGUAGUGAAGCCAUGGAGCUGUGUGUUAGCAGUGCAGGCUGCAGUGACAAUGGGAAUACCAUAGCCAAUAUGGUGGUGCCGUCCAUCGUGACGCCAGAAGACCUUGACAGAGGCUCCAAAGCACUUACCAGCCUGGUGGAGGGCCUGAAGGACGAGCUGAGGAAACAGAAGGUGGCCUAUGAGACCAGGAUCAAAAAGCUGGAGGAGUCCAGUGCGGCACUGGGUGCUCAGAUGGAGCGUCUGGAGCAGGAGAUGGAGCAGGAGAGGAAGAAGCAGCGGAUGCUGGAGAUCAAGCUCCGCAACUCAGAGCGUGCACGUCACGACGCAGAGAACAGGAACCGGCUCCUGGAGAAGGAAAUGGAGGACUUCUUCUCCACUCUGGGGGACCUGGCUCUGGGCUCAAGGACUAGCGACAUUUAAUAGCCCUGGUCAUAGACCUCUAUAGUCUCUUCCCACAGCCGAGUGCCAUGAGUCUGGCAAGCAAGACUGACAACUACAUGGACUCAGUGAAUAAUACUGCAUGUUGUCCAACGCAGGCAGCUGCGUCUCUCAAUGUUUCCUCAGGCCUCAAAGUGUGCCUAUAACUACCACGAGUAUCUAUCUGGAUGGAAUUCCAUGUCGUUUGGUGACAAAGCCUCGGUCCUUGGUUUACUCUGGUCAACUCUGUCAGUAUACCUUUAAUGUAAAGCAAAGGGUUUCAACUGCUAUCAUUAUGACUAUACAAUAAUCCCUGCUGUGUUAAUCAUAUGCUGCCUACUACAGUACACAAUAUGCAAAUACAACAUUACCAAAGCUGGACUCUGCUAAGGACCAGGGUUGAAGCUGCCAUGUCGGUUUGGGGCACAUGAAGCUGACCACUGCCCUCAAAGAAACAAUGAAGAAGUGUGCUGGCUGUGCCUUUGCGGUCUUUUUGAA